Molecule: messenger RNA, 312 nt
Organism: Closterium sp. Yama58-4
Lineage: Eukaryota; Viridiplantae; Streptophyta; Zygnematophyceae; Desmidiales; Closteriaceae
Source: the annotation of a GenBank genome assembly
AUGGUAUCCGGCGAUUUGCGUCACGCAGACGACGAUGGCGACGACGCUGCGAUGCCGCUGUGGCUGCUGGAGGUGUCGCCGGACCACGAGAGCAGUCGCAGCACGCUCAGCGUCGCCCUGGCUGACGUGGACAGAUUCCAGCGAGCCAAUGACGGCGAGACACCUGUUAUCGUCCUCGUCUCCGUCGUUAUCGAGCCAGGACGAUCCAAACCCGCGACGGAGCGCAAGGAGCGGGCGCGGCAUGGCAACACGGAGGAUCUGAUUCUGCGCAGCGUCGUGCGGCCGAUGCAGGCCAUCGCGGAGAGCAGGAAG